This is a messenger RNA of Phyllotreta striolata, 429 nucleotides long. NCBI's taxonomy places the organism in Eukaryota, Metazoa, Arthropoda, Insecta, Coleoptera, Chrysomelidae. The record is from the annotation of a GenBank genome assembly.
UCACUCGAACGUUGCGUGGACAAUUCUCCCGCUCGCUCCCCCGUAAAGGAUCCUCCAAAAAAGCCUCCGGUGAAUAGUGCGAAGAGCUUGUCGAGGGACUAUUCGUUUCAAAGCGACGACGGGACGAAUAGCGUGUGCUCCAGUGUAGAAUCGUUCUUGGAAAUGAGAAGGCCCGAUCCCGAAGAAAUGCUUAUGGAGCUCGGCUUUGGACCCAGUAAGGACAACGAGAGGAUCAAUCGAAUACCAUCCAGGUUUUUGCAUCCGUCGAAGGUAAGUGUUUUGUGGUUUAUCGUAAUGUUUAUUAUUGUUUACUUGCAGUGAAUUAUGAUUGUUUUUUGUAGUUACUGCCUCAUAUAGACAUUGGGAAAUUUUUAGAGGAAUACAGUACAAAAAUGAAAUCAGAAACAAAUUCUUGCCCUUUUCCGUCAU